Molecule: messenger RNA, 795 nt
Organism: Eufriesea mexicana
Lineage: Eukaryota; Metazoa; Arthropoda; Insecta; Hymenoptera; Apidae
Gene: Sld5
Product: DNA replication complex GINS protein SLD5
Exons: 2
Coding region: 74-730 (218 amino acids)
Biological process (GO): DNA-templated DNA replication; double-strand break repair via break-induced replication
Cellular component (GO): GINS complex
Source: RefSeq, a predicted model, not a curated record
GUUAUACUUUAUUCAUCGGUUAACCGACAUCAAAGUUUUAAGAUAAUAGUUUUCUAAGUAAAAGAUAUAAAACAUGGAAGAUGAUUCAAAAGUACAAUUAGUAACAGAGGAUAGUGAACAGGAAGAGGAAGAACUAACGGCUCAAACUGCAUUAUUAGCAAUAGAAAAAGCUUGGUUAAAUGAAAAAUUUGCUCCUGAAAUUCUACCACAUGAGUCUGAUUUGGUUGAUUGUAUGUUGCAACAAAUUACACAUAUGGAAGAAAACAUGAAGAGGUUAGAUAAGGGAGAUCUAAGAUUAAUGAUCCAUAGGAUGGAAGUAGAUAGAAUUAAAUUUGUGGUAUCUAGUUAUCUGAGAACUCGAUUAGAGAAAAUUGAAAAAUACACUAUUCAUAUACUUUCUCAAGAAGUAAAUAGGUCUUCCGAAGAAUGUUAUCUAACAGCUGCAGAACUCCAAUUUGCAAAAGAAUUUCUUGCAAAUAUUGAAACACUUUUUAAGACAAUUGCUCUGCAAUAUAUGCCUGGAAAUUUCCAGGUAUUCGAAGUUAAUAAAUUGACUGUAAAACCUAACAUGCAAACAUAUGUAUUUUUAAGAACUAAUAACAGAGUUAACGGAAUUAUACUCCCUGGUUCAAUGGAUGAAGAAAUAGAUCUUGAACCAGGUUCUCAACAUAUUAUACAAUAUAGUGCUAUAGCAGAUUUAGUUAAAAGUGGUGCUGUUCAAUUAAUCUAAUGUUUUCUAUUAUUUAAUAAUGAGAAUAAAAGAGAUCUAUUAUUUUCUAUAGUCAUUAUAUAAUA